CGACGUGGAGAAAAUCUUAGGCAGGGCCCCAGCCCACUGCAGGACAGAAGUAGGUUAUCAGCAGGGUCUGGAGAAACCCCCACAGCCGACAGAGAAAAUCUACCUGGGGUUUUCAGACCCUGAAAUAGAAGAGCUGGAGAUGAGGACCAGACAGCAGAAACCUGGCUCUCCAGGUCCUGAGAACACUGGGCUCUUCCAGAACGGGCAGGAUGCGUUAAAAAGCAGGAGUCAGGCCUCUGUCCACUCGAAGCCUUUGGAAAGUCUCAAGGGCCCGCAGCUGAAAGGGGAGCAGCACAGCCACAACAUGGCCAAGCGGGGCUCCACUGGCCCUGGGGGGGACAAGGGCCAGAGCCCCACCCCCUCACCAUCCCCUGAGGUGGACCCCAUGCUGCUCGCCAGAAAGAGCAAACCAUUCUUGUUAGACAGCAGCCCAGCUGAAGACCAGAGCUGGCAGGAUGUUUCUGGGGAAGGUGGGAGUGUGGGCAGGAGCAGGAGCAAGAGAGAGCCCCUGGGACUGUGGCUGGGACAAGUCUCCAAGCUUGUCCACAAGGACAGCCCCAUGGGUGGCUGGAAAACAGAACCUGAUGGCCCUGAGGCUCCAGGGGAGGCAGCUGGAGGUCCACCUCAGGGGCUCUUGCUAACAUCCCCGGAUGCCCUGGCCUCAGAACCAGCCCCGAGCACCCCUACAGGAAGCGCCCCUGUGGGGUCUCAUAUCAGGGAGGGGCGACCACCCUCAGGUUCUCCAGAGCCCCCCGAAGAAGACAGGAAGCCCGGUGGGUUUGGGCCUGGCUUGGAGAGCAGUCGCAGUAGCAGUGUGGCCUCUCAGCUGGGCUCCGAGGUCCUGGGGGAGAUGACCAACUUCCCGUGGGACCUGCAGGGCUUGUGGGGAUCUGAGUGCAGCGUGGGUCACUCUGGCCCUGGACCCCGAGAGCAGUACCCCGGCCCCUCCCUGGGGCCCCGCUCGUCCCACCUGCAGAGCUCCGCUGAGAAGCAGUUGGAGAGCGAAGACUACUCUGAGGACCAGAGGUUCUACCAGCACAUCCUGCAGAUGGUUAAGAUCUCCAAGCGGCUGGAGGGCCUGGGGCAGCCCGAGAGUGCGCAGGAGAUGCCCUGCAAAGACGUUGCCAGCAUGGUCUGUUGCCUGGCAGCCGAGUCUUCCAGGAUGUCUAGCGAGGGUGAGCACGAGGCCCUGGGAGCCAUGGACUCCAGGUUUCUGCCUUGGGGGCCAGAGCUGCCGGAGUGUCCUCUGGAUGUGGACGUUGCCCCAGCUGGGCAGGCGACCUCUCAGCAAGCCUGUUUCCAGCCGAGCAGCAGCCCUCUCAGGCAGGGGCUGCUCAAGAUGAGUUCCAGCAGAGCCAGUCAAGAUGCAGAGCCAGGCAAGAUGCAACUUGUUGACCAGGCCCCGGGCUCCUUGUUAGCCCCUGUCCACGUUCCCCUUGGGGGCCUGGCCCCGUUACGAGGCCUGGUCGAUGCCCCGCCCUCUGCUCUGCGUGGAUCUCAAAGUGUGAGCCUGGGGAACUCGGUGGAGUCCAGUCAGCUUGGAGAACUCUUGCGGCCGUCACAGGGUCUCAAGGCUUCUGCUCUUGAGAGAAAUGGUCUCUUGGGCUCGAUCCAUGAGGACAAGAAUGCUCUCGGCCUCUUGGCUUUAGGGGAGGAGACCAACGAGGAGGAUGAGGCGGAGAGUGACAACCAGAGUGUCCGCAGCUCAAGUGAGCUUCUUAAGAACCUGCACCUGGACAUCAGGGCACUGGGGGGUGACUUUGAGUGUGAGGAAUCUCCAAGAACAAGCCAGCCAGAGGAGAAAAAGGACGUUUCUCUUGAUUCAGAUGCUGCCGGCCCCCCGACUCCUGGCAAGGUCUUUAGCCAAGGUGCAGACGACAGCCUGAGCAGUGCUGAUGGCAAAGGGCGACGUGGAAGAGGGGCACGUUGGCUCCCAGAAAAAGAAAAGAAUGAGAAGGAUGAUCCUGGGAUGUCCAGGGAUGUGGCGGACCUGGGGGUGGACCCUGGCGGUGAUCGGCCUGCCGGAGCCAGCAAAAAGGAGGCACCAGAGGACCUGGUGGAGGCAGGAGAGAAGGGCUCUAGGAAGGAGGAGGCAGCAAAGGGGCCAGAGAAGAAGGCUUCUGUCCCGAAAGAGAGCAGAUCAGAUGUGACUGAAGAGUCGGAGAUUAGUGAACACAUGAAGGAACUGAAGCUCUCAGACUCCACUGCUUCUGACCCCAAGUCCUUCCGUGGCCUGGACUUUGGUUUCCGCAGCCGGAUCUCAGAGCACCUGCUGGAUGUGGAUGUGCUCUCCUCGGUCCUGGAUGGAGCCCGCUGGGAGGCGCAGAGGUUGGGAAGAGGAGACAAGGAUGCCAGCCAGUCCAGCCAAGAGGAGCUGCAGAGCAAGCAGUCCAGAGGCUCAGAGAGGUUAUCUCCUCCUCUUCUGUGCGGGGAGCGGCUCCAGAGCCCCCUUCUUAGCCAGGCCACUGACGAAGGGCCUCUACAGGCCCCAAAGGGGCAGCCCGAGCGGAAGGGGGCAGAGGAGCCUGGGGAGGGCUCUGCGGGCAGCCCCACCCCGCCUGUUUCCCGGCCGAGGGAGGAGAUCCUAAGCCCACCUGUCGCCCAUGAGAGGGGUGAGGAGCAGCGCUCCCAGGCCGAGGGGCCGGGCCCUGGGCAGGAAGAGGCCAAGGAGCCCGAGGAGAAGGUGGUGGUCAGCCCCACCCCGCCAGUGUCUCCAGAGGUAGAGAAGAGGGCAUGCCACGCUACGCAGGGCCACAUGGGGAAGGACUGGGAUUGGUCAGGAGGCGGAGGAGACGAGAAGGAAGAGCAUGACCCCGAGGCUUUAUUGGGGUUUUCUUGGGAAGCAGUGGGCAAGGCAGGGCGAUCUGCAGCCCCCCUGGAGCAGCACCCCAAGGUCUCCCUGAAGGCCAUGGAAGAGGCAGUGGCCCAGGAACUCGAGCAAGAUCAGAGGCAGCUCCUGGAGUCAAAGCAAGAGAAGAUGCUGCAGCUGCGGGAGAAGCUAUGGCAGGAGGAGGAGGAGGAGGCCCUCCAGCUUCGCCAGCAGAAAGAGAAGGCACUCAGUUCCCUGAAGGAGCAGCUGCAGAGGGCCACUGAGGAAGAGGAGACGCGCAUGAGAGAGCAGCAAAGCCAGAAGCUGUCCCAGCUCCGGGCCCAAGUGCAGUCCAGUGCAGAAGCCGAUGAGGACAAAAUUAGGGCCGAGCACGAGGCUUCCCUGAAGAGGCUGAGAGAAGAGUUGGAGUCUCUACAGAAAGCAGAGAGGGCCAGCUUGGAGCAGAGAAACAGGCAGACGCUGGAGAAGCUCAGGGAGGAGCUGGAGGCUUCAGAAAAGAGAGAACAGGCCGCCCUGAAUGCGGAGAAGGAGCGGGCCUUGCGGCAGCUGAGACAGCAACUGGAAGGGGAGAGGAAAGAAGCGUUGGCGGCGCUGGAGAGGGAGCACAGGGAGGAGCUGGAGCGGCUCUCCGCCUCGCUGGAGGCCAAGCACGGAGAGGUGGUCUCCAGCCUCCAGAAGAAGAUGGAGGAAGCUCAGCAGAAAGAGAAGGCCCAGCUGCAGGAGAGCUGGGGCCGGGCAGAGCAGAGAGCUCAUCGGAAGGCUCACCAGGUGCUUGAGUAUGAGCAAGAGCUCAGUGACCUCCUGAGAGAGAAACGCCAGAAGGUGGAGAAGGAGCAUGAGAGGAGGAUGGACAAGAUGAAGGAGGAGCACCAGCAAGUGGUGGCUGAGGCCAGAGAGCAGUACGAAGCUGAGGAGAGGAAGCAGCGGGCUGAACUCCUGGGGCACCUGACAGGAGAGCUGGAGCGCCUGCGCAGGGCCCAUGAGCGGGAGCUGGAGAUAGUGCGCCAGGAGCAGGACCGGCAGCUCGAGGACCUGCGGCGAAGGCACCGGGAACAGGAAAGGAAACUCCAAGAUUUAGAGGUGGAACUUGAAACCAGAACCAAGGAUGUCAAGGCCAGAUUGGCUCAGCUGGAUGUUCAGGAGGCAUCUGCCCGAAAGGAGAAGCAGCAGCUCCUCGAUGUGCAGAGGCAGGUUGCACUGGAGAGUGAGGAAGCCACAGCCACCCAUCAGCACCUGGAGGAGGCAAAGAGGGAACACACCCAUCUGUUCGAGUCAAACCGGCAGCUCCGAAAAAUUCUCGAUGAGCUUCAGGCCCGCAAGUUGGACCUGGAGUCCCAGGUGGAUCGGCUGCAGAAGCACGUCAGCGACCUGGAGGCCAAAGUUCAGAGGAAGCAGGACUUGUUGAAGGAGCUGGCCUUAGAGGAGAGUAAUGCUUCCCCACAGUUGGAGCCCGACCUCCGCAUUGAGGACCUGAGGAAAUCCCUUGGGCCGAACCAGACUAAAGCGUUAUCCUUUUCCUUCUGCCAGAGCAAGGAGACCGGCUUGUCCUUGGACAGCUUCCAGCACUACCUCUCUGCCGAGGGGCUGGCCCUCCGCAGCGCCAAGGAGUUCCUGGUGCGGCAGACGCGCUCCAUGCGGAGGCGGCAGACGGCUCUGAAGGCCGCACAGCAGCACUGGCACCAUGAGCUGGCCAGCGCUCAGGAGGCAGCCAAAGACCCGGCAGGCACCAUGGCCCUGGAGGAGGAGACCAGGCACCUGGAUGAGAUGAGGUCGGCCGUGCGGAAGGGCCAUGACCUGCUGAAGAAGAAGGAGGAGAAGCUGCAUCAGCUGGAGUCGUCUCUCCGGGAGGAGGCUGCAGAUGAGGACACGCUGAGAGGAACCCCGGCCAAGAAAGUGGUAACCUUUGACCUCAGCGACCUGGAAGACGGGAGCAGUGAGAGUUCCGAAUCUUGCUCCCUGCCUGGCCCCGGCCUGACCCCGCGUCCCACCCUCCCUAACAAGAUCCACUACCUGAGCAGCUCCCUGCAGCAGAUCAGCAGCCAGCUCAAUGGUGUCCUCAGUGUGCUGGGCAGCCUCGACCCCGAGUCGCCACUGCCUGUGCCACUCUCAGCCCAGGCCUCCAGGGGCACCUCCGUCCCCUCCUCCCCCUCCCUGGCCCGGGUCUCAGCCUCGCCCCUGGCUCCACCCACGCCCACCCAAUGGGCCUGGGACCCGGGGCUGGGCCCCAGGCUCUCCUGCUCUGUGGCUCAGUCUGUGGACGACUUCUUGGUGGAGAAGUGGCGCAAGUAUUUUCCGACUGGCAUCCCGUCCCUCAGCACUGGCCCCGCCCACCUGGAGAACAGGCUGGGGUAUGUGUCUGCCAGUGAGCAGCUCCGCCUCCUGCAGCGCCCCCACUCCCAAGUCCCCAACCUGGGCAGCACCAACUUCCAGGACAUGCUUGAGGCUAACCGAAAGUGGCUAGAACAUUACAAGGAAGACCCCAAGUUCCAGACAUCUCUUCUCCUCAGUGCCCAGGCCGACAGCUGGUUCCAGCCUCCUGCAGCUGGGCCUGGAUGAGAACAGACUGAAGGUGUAUCGCUACUGAGGCCCUGUGCUGCCGGCAGGCAGCCUGGCCUCUCCUGCACCCAAACCACGUGCCCGAGGCACUGCCUGCACUUUACUCCCUCUGAAAAGCAUCCUCCUGUCCCCCCCUUUGCUGCUCAUCUCACUCUGAAUGUAGAGGAACGACAGGGGCCCGGGGAAAAGGGAUGGCAUGACUGGAAUCAGCUGCCCCCAAGACCAUGUAGCAUAGCUCAGGCUGCCCCGGGGACUUUGUGAACUCCUGGCAACUCGGACCUGCGGUGGGGGGGACAGGGCGCCUUUAGGAGGCAGCGGCAGUGGCACGGAGGAGCUGCCUACUGAGGCCAGGGGACUCCCUCGGAAGCAGAGUUGGGCUCUUGGACUUGCAGGGCCUGCUCAGGACUCUCAAGGUCUAGUGGGACCUUGGGUGUGGUCCUUAAUUCGCCAGAACAGAGGCCCCCAGCUGGAGGACCAGGCCCUGUCUUUUCAAUACCUCAGCAUUUUUCUUUUUCUAAUGUCCCCUUCCUUGAGCGCUCUGUCUCUCCUAUCUCAGGAUUGGGCCCAGAGUUCUGCGGGAGGUUGCUGGAGGCAGGCCAGGAAGUCUUGCCACCUGUCUGCUGGCCCUGGGCUGUCCUCAGGGGCACUCCCUCCCCUGCUAUAUUCUCAGGGCUCGAGUACCCAACUCUCAGGAAGCCAACAAGCCGUAGGAAGACUGGGACAGCCUCUGGUUCCCUUCUUGGCCCACCUUGGGGGUGUUCUUGGGUUGUUUCCAUGGAUCUUUGCUACCCCCACCCCAUCCCCCUGCCACCCCUUCUUGGAACCUGUUCUGAAGGAGGUGAGGGACUGGGCCUGGCUUGGCGGGACGGGAUCUUGUGCCAGUUGGAGCCAUUCUGGCACAGCACCCUGCCGCCCCACUUCCCAUCACCAGGCUCCUGAGGAGACUUGCAGGGGAUGUCCAAUAUCUAUCCCGUUGUUUAAAUAAAAUGCCCCCAUUUUUCUUGUCUUGAAAGCUGUGGGCUUGCCCCUGCCUCUUCAGUGCAUAGAAGCCACCUCUCCAGAAGCCCUUGUUUCUUUGCCAUGGAUCCAGUUGGCUUGUUUACCCCUCAGAUACUUUUUUGAUAUCAGUCCACCACAUAGAAGGUCCGUUUUGUUAUUUGGUUCAUCCUAAUGUGUUACAACCGACUCCGGUGACAAUCCUGUGUUUUCUACAUCAAUUAAAUCUCUGCAGGUCCAUUUGCUACAA
Phacochoerus africanus (Common warthog) is the source of this 6632-nucleotide messenger RNA. RefSeq names its product centrosomal protein 164 (gene CEP164). The record is from RefSeq and is a predicted model, not a curated record. The coding region runs from base 140 to 5386 and encodes 1748 amino acids. Lineage: Eukaryota; Metazoa; Chordata; Mammalia; Artiodactyla; Suidae. Gene Ontology annotation, molecular function: protein binding. The transcript has 30 exons.